Molecule: messenger RNA, 5126 nt
Organism: Scomber japonicus (chub mackerel)
Lineage: Eukaryota; Metazoa; Chordata; Actinopteri; Scombriformes; Scombridae
Gene: nrxn2a
Product: neurexin 2a
Exons: 20
Coding region: 1-4911 (1636 amino acids)
Source: RefSeq, a predicted model, not a curated record
AUGGGCAGGUGUAAAAUCAAGGCCUCCUGGUUACUGUUCUUAGCUGGGUUGGUGCUAACAGGAACUGCUUUGGAAUAUGAGGGGGUUCCUGGUCAGUGGACACGCUAUGGCCAGUGGGAUGCCAAAGCAACAGGUGAGCUCAGUUUUAUUAUGAAAACCAACAUCAGCAAAGCCCUGGUGCUCUAUCUGGAUGAUGGAGGGAACUGCGACUUCCUGGAACUCCUAAUUGCGGAUGGCAGACUCCAGAUGCACUUCACCAUUCAUUGUGCUGAACCAGCCUCCCUGCACACAGAGACACGUAUCAACGACCAACGUUGGCACAGAAUUCUUCUCUCUCGUAAUUACAGAAACACCAAGCUGAUGGUGGAUAACGAAGAGAAAGUAGCUGAGGUGAAGUCCAAGAGAAAAGAGAUGGUAGUGGCCAGCGACCUCUACGUAGGUGGGAUCUCACCUGAUGUGCGUCUCUCUGCCCUGACGUCCAGCACUGUCAAAUAUGAGCCGCCGUUCCAGGGUUUUAUAGCCAAUCUGAAACUUGGUGAGGCACUACCGGUGCUGUUGGAUGGUCAAGCUGUACAUGGUGAUUUGGAGUAUAUAUGUGCCAGAGACUCUCCAUGCAGCAACAAAGGCCUGUGUUCCGUCAGCCAAGGGGAGGUCCUGUGUGACUGUAUCAAUACCAGCUACAUGGGAAGGUACUGCCAUGAAGCUAUCCAGCGAGAAGUACAAGGUCUGGCGCACCUGAUGUUAAACCGCCAAGGGCAGGAGGAGUCAGUGGCCACCUUCAAAGGCAAUGAGUUCUUCAGCUACAACCUUUCCCAGACGCCCAUUCAGAGCAGUUUGGAUGAGAUCACGCUGUCCUUCCGAACCCUGCAGAGGAAUGGCCUGCUGCUUCAUACGGGGAAGUCAGCAGACUAUGUCAACCUGUCCCUGAGGAAUGGUGCUCUGUGGCUGGUCAUCAACCUGGGCUCUGGUGCUUUCGAGGCCCUGGUGGAACCUGCCAGUGGGAAGUUCAAUGACAACGUCUGGCAUGAUGUCCGAGUGACACGCAACCUCCGCCAGGUGACUAUCAUGGUGGAUGGGAUUCUCACAACCACUGGCUACACUCAGGACGACUACACCAUGCUGGGCUCCGACGAUCUCUUCUACAUUGGGGGCAGCCUGAACACAGCUGACCUGCCGGGCUCCCCAGUCAGCAACAACUUCAUAGGCUGUCUGAAAGAUGUGGUUUACAAAAAUAAUGAGUUUAGACUGGAACUGUCACCGCUGGCUGAACAGCGAGACCCUAAGAUCAGUAUCCAUGGAGACCUGAUAUUCAGCUGCGAGAAUGUGGAAGCCCUGGAGCCGGUCACCUUCGACACGCCGUCUGCCUACUUGACAUUGCCCAGGUGGAACACAAAGAAGACGGGCGCCAUAUCUUUUGACUUCCGCACCACAGAGCCCAGCGGCCUGCUGCUGUUCAGCCAUGGCAAUCUGCUGGGGACACAGCCUGACAGGAAGCCCCGGGCAGACUUCUUCGCCAUAGAGUUACUGGAUGGACUUCUUUACCUAGUUAUGGAUAUGGGCUCAGGCAGCAUCAAGAUUAAAGCCAGUAACAAGAGGCUUGAUGAUGGCGAGUGGUGCCAUGUGGACUUCCAGAGGAAAGGGCGCAAUGGCUUUAUCUCUGUGAACAGCCAGAGCAUCCCUUUUUCUGCUAAUGAAGGCAGUGAGAUACUUGACCUAGAUGGGGACAUGUAUCUUGGAGGUUUACCUGAGGAUCGCCAAUCGCUCAUGCUCCCCCCUGAGGUAUGGACAGCAUCCCUUGGCCUUGGCUACGUGGGCUGUGUGCGGGACCUCUUCAUUGACGGACAGAGCCGUAACCUGUGGAGGCUGGCUGAAGUUCAGAGCGCCACAGGUGUCAGCAGCUUCUGCACCAGAGAGACUCAUGUCAGAUGUGCCAGAGACACAUGUGGCAAUGGUGGACACUGCAGAGAAGGCUGGAACCGCCACAUUUGUGACUGUAAUGGUAGUGGCUACCUAGGCCCUAACUGUGAGAAGGAUGCCACCAUGGUGGGUUAUGACGGCAGUAUGUAUCUGAAGGUGGUGCUGCCAAGGACGCUUCACACAGAGGCUGAGGAUGUGUCCCUGCGCUUCAUGUCCCAGAGGGCCUUUGGGCUGCUGAUUGCCACCACCUCUCAACAGUCAGCGGACACCCUGCGUCUGGAGCUUGACGGAGGCAGAGUGAAACUCACUGUGAACCUGGAUUGUAUCAGGAUAGACUGUAAUCUCAGCAAGGGGCCUGAGAUACUCCUGGUAGGCGAGAAGCUGAAUGACAAUGAGUGGCAUGCAGUGAAGGUGGUGCGGCGUGGGAAGAAUUUACAGCUUUCUGUGGACAAUGUGACUGUGGAAGGCCACAUGACUGGUGCCCACACCCGCCUGGAGUUCAACAACAUUGAGACGGGGAUCAUGACUGAACGGCGUUUUAUAUCUGUGAUGCCGUCCAACUUCAUCGGCCAUCUGCAAGCGCUCUCCUUCAACGGGAUGCUCUAUCUGGACCAAUGCAAGAAUGGAGACAUCUCAUUCUGCGAGCUGAACGCCAGAUUUGGCAUGAGGCACAUUGUGGCCAAUCCUGUAACUUUUCUAACCCAAGCCAGCUACUUGGCCUUCUCCACCUUGCAGGCCUAUGCCUCCAUGCACCUUUUCUUCCAGUUCAAGACCACCAGUCCUGACGGCCUGAUACUCUUCAACUCUGGAGAUGGUAGUGAUUUCAUCGUAGUGGAGCUGGUCAAAGGGUACAUUCAUUAUGUUUUUGACUUGGGAAAUGGGCCAUCACUAAUGAAGGGAAAUUCUGACAAGCCACUCAAUGACAACCAGUGGCACAACGUGAUGAUCUCCCGUGACAACAACAAUGUGCACAUCCUAAAGACUGACUCCCGUACUGUCACCCAACACGCCAAUGGAGCCCGCAACCUGGAUUUGAAAGGAGAGCUGUACAUUGGUGGUGUUGGGAAGAGCAUGUACAGCAGCCUGCCUCGAUUAAUAGCAUCCAAGGAAGGAUACAAGGGCUGCCUGGCAUCUGUGGACUUAAAUGGAAGACUCCCUGACAUGCUGGUAGAUGCCCUCCACAAGGUGGGAGAGGUGGAGCAUGACUGUGGAGGUCCCAGCACCACCUGCACAGAGGAAUCCUGCCACCACCAGGGAGUGUGUCUGCAGCUGUGGGAGGGCUUCUCCUGUGACUGCACCAUGACCACCUACGGGGGGCCAUUCUGCAGUGACCCUGGAACAACAUACAUCUUUGGGAAAGGAGGCGCUCUCAUCACAUUCACAUGGGCCCCCAACGAGCGGCCAAGCACCCGCGCUGACCGUUUAGCUGUGGGCUUCAGCAGUCAGCAGAAGGAUGCCAUUUUGGUGCGAGUGGAGAGCACCCAUGGGCUCGGAGACUAUCUUCAGCUGCACAUAGAUCAAGGAAAAAUUGGUGUUAUCUUCAAUGUGGGGACAGAUGACAUCACCAUCGAUGAGCCUGCUGUCAUAGUAAAUGACGGCAAGUACCACGUUGUGCGCUUCACACGCAGCGGUGGCAAUGCCACACUCCAGGUGGACAACCAUCCAGUUAUUGAGCGUUAUCCUCCAGGACACUAUGAUAAUGAACGACUGGCUAUUGCUAGACAAAGAAUCCCGUACAGACUUGGUCGGGUAGUUGACGAGUGGCUACUCGAUAAAGGGAGACAGUUGACCAUCUUUAACAGCCAGGCAGCCAUUAAAAUUGGUGGUCAUGACAAGGGUCGACCUUUCCAAGGUCAGAUUUCAGGGCUGUAUUACAACGGCCUCCAGGUGCUCAAACUGGCAGCAGAAAAUGACCCCAGUGUUCAGGUUGAGGGGAACCUGCGUCUGGUUGGGGACUCACUGUCUGUGCUGACUACUGACACCACCUCAGCCACCCCCCUGGCAGUGUCUGAUAUGUCAACCACAAUCAUGGAAACCACCACCACUAUGGCUACUACCACCACCCGCAGGCAGCGCUCACCCAGCUUAAGGGAGAGCAUCUCGAAGCCACAGAACUCUGACGAUAUUUUGGUGGCAUCAGCCGAGUGUCCAAGUGAUGACGAGGACCUGGAAGAGUGUGAACCAGGAACAGGAGGUGAAUUAGUGUUGCCUAUUAUAACAGUGGAUUCCCUUGAGCCCCCAUCUAUUGCCACCCGUUACCCCGUCAUCCCUCCUCCCCCUACCCUCCUAUCCCCACUUGAAACCACCAAAGAGUCCCUGAUACUCCCUCCUCACCCUUCCUGCCCCCCGGACCAGGAGGACUGUGGUGACCCUGUGGAGGUCUCGGCCUUCGGCUCUGGGGAGAUGACGGAAUCCGAUGAUGAGGACUUUUACAAUAAUAACUCCCCUAUGGUCACUGACAGGACAGUCCUUCCUCCACCACCCGCUGCCGGUGAGGGUGGAGUCCAGAAACCCCGCCCCCUACCUCCUUAUGUUCCCACCACCAACCCUGACCAGCUCCAUAUUCCCGCAGGCAAAAUGAACACCCGUGACCAGGUGCUUCUGCCCCCUGCUCCUCCAUCAUCCCGAAACACACCAGGACUAACUUACCCCCCCAAUUUUCCCCAUGUGCCCACAGCCAACCCCACAGCCUCUGAUGAAAAGAGCCAACCCGGCGCCGUGGAGGUGAUCAGGGAGUCCAGUAGCACCACGGGCAUGGUGGUUGGUAUUGUGGCUGCUGCUGCUCUCUGCAUUCUUAUCCUCCUCUAUGCCAUGUACAAGUACCGCAACCGGGACGAGGGCUCCUACCAGUCAGACCAGAGUCACAAUUUUGCCAACAAUUCCACUGUAGAGGGCAACGGAGCAGUGGUUAAAGACAAAAGCACACCAACAGCCUCUGUGGCCAAGGCAAUCACAAAGGGCAAAAAGAACAAAGACAAAGAAUACUACGUCUGAGAACAGAGAAGGAGAGCACAGGCAUGUGGACUGAGACAAGAAGAUGAGAGCUUUUGUUUCGCUCCCCCAUUUUGUCUGGUCGACCGUCAAAAAAAUUCACAGGCCACAAAAGAAAAAGAAAAAAACUGUACAAAGCAACUGCAUCUUGCUUUUAACAGUUACAUUACCCCUCAAAAGUCAAGGUUGCCCAGCUCUUAAUAGUGAUGAAAUCCUCA